UCGGCUGGUAGUGGGCGGGGCUACCGGGGAGAAGAUCUCCACGGUUCAAAAGAAAAAGACAACAUCUCGGAGUUGUUCCCAUUCCGCCAUAGUCGUCCAUUACUCACGUCUCCUUCUUCUUCGGCAUCGCCUCGCUCGUUCGCUCCGCUCCCCGUUUCAUGUCGACUUUGUGCGUCUAACACUUUUGACGAGCACAACUUUUUCCUUUCCGUGUCAUCUGCGAGAGACCGCCAUGCACAAACUGUACAUCGGGAACCUGGUGGACGGCGUGACCGCCGAGGACCUCGGGAGGACCUUCGACGAGCACAAGAUCCCUUAUGCGGGACAUUUCCUGGUGAAAAGCGGCUACGCGUUCGUGGAUUGUCCGGACGACCAUUGGGCCAUGAAGGCGAUAGAAACCUUUUCUGGUAAAGUGGAAGUUCACGGGAAGUGUAUCGAGGUGGAACACUCGGUCCCCAAGAAGCAAAGGACCAGAAAGCUGCAGAUCAGAAACAUUCCACCUCACCUUCAGUGGGAAACUUUGUGCCAGAUGUUCGAUGGCCUGCUGGCUCAGUGUGGAAGUGUGGAGAACUGCGAACAAGUCAACACGGACAGCGAGACUGCAGUGGUGAACGUUACGUACGCCUCCCGCGAACACGCCAGGCAUGCCAUCCAGAAACUGAAUGGGUACCAGCUGGAGAGCAACACUCUACAGGUGUCCUACAUUCCCGAUGACAGCUCUGACCCGGACGGAGACCACCGGGGGCCCGACAACGGCCGCCGCCCCGGUUACGGGCCCCGCGGCGGUCCUCGCAGCGGCUCCCCGAACUCAGGGAUCCCGAACAAACUUCAGCACGGCGACAUUCCUCUGAGGCUUCUUGUACCCACGCAGUACGUGGGCGCCAUCAUCGGCAAGGAGGGAGCCACCAUUCGCAACAUCACCAAGCAGACGCAGAGCAAGAUCGACGUUCAUCGUAAAGAGAACGCAGGCGCUGCUGAAAAGUCCAUCAGCAUCCAUUCCACUCCUGAGGGCUGCUCUGCCGCUUGCCAGAUGAUCUUAGAUAUCAUGCAGCAGGAGGCCAAGGAUACCAAGACUGCUGACGAGGUUCCUCUGAAGCUUCUCGCCCACAAUAACUUUGUCGGACGCCUCAUCGGGAAGGAAGGACGCAACCUGAAGAAAGUCGAGCAGGACACCGACACCAAGAUCACCAUUUCGCCUCUUCAGGAUCUGACGCUGUACAACCCAGAGAGAACCAUCACAGUGAAAGGGUCCAUGGAGGCCUGCUGCCAGGCUGAGGUGGAGAUCAUGAAGAAAGUGAGAGAGGCCUACGACAACGACGUUGCCGCCAUGAACCAACAGACUCACCUGAUACCUGGGCUCAACCUGGGAGCCUUGGGCCUCUUCCCUUCCUCCUCCAAUAUGCCUCCACCGCCAUCAGGGAACCAGGUCCCCGGGGCCCCUUACAGUUGUUUUGGGGCUCAAGAGCAGGAGACUGUGCACAUCUACAUCCCGGCACAGGCGGUCGGCGCCAUCAUCGGGAAGAAAGGACAGCACAUCAAACAAUUGAGUCGCUUUGCGGGGGCAAACAUUAAGAUCGCCCCGGCUGAGACUCCAGACUCUAAAAUGAGGAUGGUCAUCGUGACAGGACCGCCUGAAGCUCAGUUUAAGGCGCAGGGACGAAUAUAUGGCAAGCUGAAGGAAGAGAACUUCUUUGGGCCAAAGGAAGAAGUCAAGCUGGAAACCCACAUCAAGAUGGCGGCUGCCGCUGCAGGAAGGGUGAUUGGAAAAGGAGGCAAGACGGUGAACGAGCUGCAGAAUCUCACGGCAGCCGAGGUGGUCGUGCCCAGGGAGCAGACACCUGAUGAAAACGACCAAGUCAUCGUCAAGAUUAUUGGACAUUUCUACGCUAGCCAGUUGGCCCAAAGGAAGAUCCGAGACAUCCUGACUCAGGUAAAACCGCCGCAGAAGGGCGGGGGUGGCCCCUCUGCCCAAAGCCAGGUGUUCUCCGACAGGUGCAGCCCCACGCAGGGACUGACACAAGACCAGCUGCGCAGGAAGUGAGGGACCGUGCUCGCUCCUCGCGCACCGCCGGGCAGACGCUCGCCUGGUUGACGGACGGACGGACGGACGGACAGACGGAUGCGGAGACACAAAUUGAGAAGUUUAAAGAUUUGAAAGGAAGUGCGAGUCAAAGACUUUGGAUGAAAGGACUUUAGGACCAAGAGAGCCAACGACAAGAAGAGAGACUGAUUGAGGGAUGAAAGAAAGGAGGGAAAGGUGUCCUCCACGUGUGCCUUGGUGGCCGUGCAGACCUUGUGAGCCCACCUGCUUGUCCUAGUCUUGGUGCUUGCAAAUCCUCUACUUGAGGUCCCUUACAGUCGGACGUUUUCUACGGUCCCUAAGAGAAUUUUAUUGUAUAGAAAUGUUUUUAUUGCAGUAGAAGGCAGUCAGGAGAAGGAGCAGGAAGGCUGGCGAGGAACAUAUUUCUUCCUCAGAUGAAGAUAUGUCUUUGAUCUAAACACAUUCAUUUUCAUGGUGGACUCCUUGAACAGAGGACGACAGAACCAAUCAAAUAAUCGAGUCAAGCUGCUGCCAAAGAGCUCAAUUUGAGUCUCAUUGUCCCACUAAUGGGUUGUUGCAGCUGUAAUGCUGGCAUGUAGUCCAUUCCAGAUUUGAGUAGGUUUACAAUCGUGACUUGGGAUCAGUUAUUUGGUCUUUCCUAUGGUGGGGAAGAGGCUUAGUCCUGAGAUCAGUUCUUUGGUCCUGCUCAUGGUGGGUAAGAGGCUUAGUCUUGAGAUCAGCCCUUUGGUUUUGCUCAUGGUGGGAAAGAGGCUUAGUUCUGAGAUCAGUUCUUUGGCUUUCCUGCUGGCCAGUUGCACUCCCUUCAGGCUCUCUCAGCCUCUUUUGGGACUCUUGCAGACCAGCUGUGUCUCAAAGUCCCAGGGCAACAGUUGCUGGGAAUCAGUUUGGGAUUUUAAGACUCUGUGAGCAAUGUUUGAGGUGCUCCUUGUCCUUGGACCUCCAAAAAAGCAGGGUAAGAGCAGUAUCCAAGCAAAGCCUGCAUGUAUGUUGUACUGACACCGACUGAACACUAGAGUGCAGUAUACUCACAGCUGACUAGGAGUGAUUCGUGACUCUUUUCAUUCAUUCUCCGUGAAGCUUCCAGGCCGUGCAUCAUCUUGACAUGUCAAAUUCCUGGAGGGACUUAUUCAUGUCUGGAUCUCUAUAGGUUCUGUCUCUGUCUGCUCAAAUAAAUUCACCAUCAAAAUGAUGGACUGCUGAAAACUACACACUCAGCAGGGGUUCAAAGACUUAUUCUUCUUACUCGUUGUAUUGUAAACAGGAAAUGAAAUAUUCGAGCUGCUGUCUGUCACUGGCUGCAAAUGACACGUCUUUUUACACCAAAAACACCACAGCUCACUCAUGUUACCAUUUCAGCAUAACCUCCAUUUACGAGCCUAAUUGGUUCUUGGACGUGGUUCGUAAAUAAAUAAAUACAUGACAAGUUUG
Nerophis ophidion (straightnose pipefish) is the source of this 3490-nucleotide messenger RNA. RefSeq names its product insulin-like growth factor 2 mRNA binding protein 1 (gene igf2bp1). The record is from RefSeq and is a predicted model, not a curated record. Gene Ontology annotation, molecular function: mRNA 3'-UTR binding. Gene Ontology annotation, cellular component: nucleus; cytosol; cytoplasm. The transcript has 15 exons. NCBI's taxonomy places the organism in Eukaryota, Metazoa, Chordata, Actinopteri, Syngnathiformes, Syngnathidae. Gene Ontology annotation, biological process: nervous system development; regulation of gene expression. Bases 233 to 2041 code for a protein of 602 amino acids.